AUGAAGUGGGUUUCCGUCACAUCGUUGGCUUUUCUUGCCAGCGCCAUUGGUGGCGUUACGGCUGCCCCUGUAGCAGUCACAAACCAGGCUGUUGCCAGAUCAGAUGGCAUCAACGUGCGCUCACAAGAACAGACUGAUAACUUGGGCGGUGGUAAUAGCAAUAGAGCUUUUGUUAGCAGAUCCGGAGAGCACACUGAUAACUUGGGCGGCUCUAACAGCUGGUAA
Molecule: messenger RNA, 225 nt
Organism: [Torrubiella] hemipterigena
Lineage: Eukaryota; Fungi; Ascomycota; Sordariomycetes; Hypocreales; Clavicipitaceae
Source: the annotation of a GenBank genome assembly